Emiliania huxleyi CCMP1516 is the source of this 1200-nucleotide messenger RNA. Its product is annotated as gamma-butyrobetaine dioxygenase. The coding region runs from base 1 to 1200 and encodes 399 amino acids. The transcript has 2 exons. Gene Ontology annotation, molecular function: oxidoreductase activity. NCBI's taxonomy places the organism in Eukaryota, Haptophyta, Isochrysidales, Noelaerhabdaceae. Gene Ontology annotation, biological process: carnitine biosynthetic process. The record is from RefSeq and is a predicted model, not a curated record. Gene Ontology annotation, cellular component: mitochondrion.
AUGCUGCACUUACUCGCACUGCACGCCGCCACAACACCGAGCUUGCCGCCGUCCACGUGCAAGCCAGCCGACGGCCCCACGGUUCUCAUCGAGGAUGGCCAUCUCACUCUGGCGUGGUCCGAUGGAGUCUCCUCGACCGUCCACGGUGCAUGGCUUCGCGAACGCUGCUUGGGACCCGCCUCCGUCGAGCAAGCAACCAAACAGCCAUUGCACGGGCACGAGUCAUUUGACGAUAGCGCCUGGGCGGUAGAAGCAGCCAGCGUCGAGGCAGCAAACAGCUCGACCGCUGCCCUGCUGCACGUCACCUUUGGUGACGGCCACAAGAGCAUUUUAGAGUCGGGCAAGCUGAAAGCCGAGCUCACUGGGUGUGGCGAGUCUGUUGUGCAGCCGCCAGAACUGGCUGCGCUUCCGGAGCGCCUCCUUUGGAGCGGCACAUCUCCUGGCACAGCAUCGCUUCCGCGCACGCCACUCCAGGGCAGACUCCCGCCGCGCCACAAGUACGAGGCCCUUUCUACGAGCCCCUCCGGGCUGCAUGCCUUGACGACUCAGCUGCUGACAUUGGGUUUCGCCAUCGUGGAAGGCGUGCCAAAGGUCGAGGGCCAGUGCGAGGAGUUCGCAGGGAAGAUCUCCUUUUUGCGCGCGCUGCACGCCAUCAAGCAUUGCUCAUGUGGCGACGGCGAGCCAAUCCCGUGCAAGCAGUGCUCGGUUGUGAACUAUGCUGUCGAUGCCGUCGCCGUCGCCGAGCAGCUCCGAGAGACACACCCGGCUGACUUCGCGCUGCUCGCAAACACGCAAGUGCGAUGGGAAAAUUCGGCGCACGACGGCAGGGACUUCAUCUCCGCCUACGUGAGACACGCGCCCAUGAUCGAGCUUGAGCCGACCACCGGCAAGAUUCUCGCGAUCAACUUCUCGAGCAAGUCCGGAGGCUAUGCACCGCCGAUGGAACCGCAGCUGGCCCAUGCCUUCUACCAGGCUCGACGCCUCUUUGCUCGCAUGCUCAAUGAUCCCUCCAACAAGAUCAUGCUCCAGCUACGUGCGGGCGACCUCUGGGUCUUUGACAACCGCCGCUUGUUGCACGGGCGCUCUGUGAUCCACCCAGACACUGACGGAGAGCGCCACAUCGAAGGCUGCUACAUGCAGCGGGAUGGACUGCUCUUCCACCACGAGCGAUCGCGUAGAGCGAGUCGUGCCGACCAGUGA